AAGACAACGUAAAGACUUAAUCGAAGGAGAACGGAACAAAGUUUUCGCUCGCAACCAAGUACUCGUAAUGGCUUCAAAAUACUAUACAGGGUUAAAGCAAAGCAGUAAAACUAUACUGCUUAUCCUUGGUGCGAAAUAAGCUCGUUUGACCUCUCGAACGAUGGUUGAUUGUUCAAGAAACUAGCGUAGAAAUCGUACUGUAAGCUUCUGCUAAAUUUCUCGUGUGAGAUGACUGCGAAUACUUGUACUAAAUGAGUGGUCUGUUAUAUUGGAUCGACUAUCGAUGGCGCGAUUUUCCUACAAGGCAAAGAAAUCGCUCGCCAGGCAAGAACAUCUUAAAAGAAAAUCUCGUGAAGCAGCAAAAUGUCGUCGUGGCCAACAAAAUGACGAGUAUUCAGAACUCGCUAGUCAACUUCCUUUAGGAGAAAGAGAGUCUUCGCAGCUCGACAGACUGUCAGUUAUGAGACUUACAAACAGCUUUAUCAAGAUUAAGCACUUUCUUAACAGUGUUUCAAACCAUGGAAAGAAGUACAGAAAUAAUACAUACAAGGGAUUAUCUUUUGAGAAAAAAAUUACUCAGGCGCUUGAUGGCUUUGUGUUUGUAAUUGGUGACGAUGGACAAUUUUUGUUUAUUUCGGAUAACGUCAAACAAUACUUGGGUCUCUUGCCUAUUGAGGUGGCAGGCAGCAGUUUUUAUAAAUUCAUUCACCCAUGUGACCAUGAAGAGGUUGCUAAGCAACUAGGGGGUAAAAUUCCUCUUGAAGACAUGGAAAUAUUUGAUGGACUUUUUUGCUCUGAUUCUAUAUUUUUGAUGUCAAAUAAUCUCAAAAGAGGUUCAUCGAACAGACAUGAUAUCGAAAACCACCCGUACAGGUCAUUCUUUGUCCGCAUGAAGAGUACUUUAACAAGUCGAGGCAAGAGUGUCAACUUGAAAGCAUCAACUUAUAGAGUUGUUCAUUGUAUGGGUUGUAUAAAAUUCUGGUUGCCAUCCACAGUCAAUGGUAGCAUGAAAACAAAAUCGUCAUGUUUUGUUGGUAUUGGUGUACCAUUGAUGUUUUCACCAACAUUUGAAGUACCGCUGGAUCGAUGUACUUUCACUAGUCAUCAUUCAUUGGAUUUAAAGUUCAUCUUUUGUGAAGAGGGUAUUGAAGAUGUACUGGGUUACACAUCGACAGAUGUUGUCGGUCAAUCUCUUUAUAAAUUUCAUCAUGGUCGCGAUAACGAUGUUUUAACUGAAUGCCAUAAAACAUUAUUAACCAAAGGUCAGUCCGUGAGCGGUUAUUACAGGCUGCUUGCCAAAUAUGGCGGCUGGAUUUGGGUUCAAACAAAAGCAAGUAUCGUCUACGCCAGUAAAACUUGCGAACCACAGUUUGUACUGUGUAUUCAUUCUGCCAUCAGUGAUAUUGAGAUGAAUGAGUCAAUCGUUUCACUUGAUCAAGUACAGAAAAUCAAAGAACGCGAGGAGACGCCGACUAACUCGCCCGACAAUCGUGACGAAUUCGAAGAAUUCGUUGGAAAUAUGUUUUCAUACAGAGUUUUGAACAGGGCUAUAUUAUCUUGCUUGAACGAUCACAAAAACAAGAAGUCAGAGGACGCGACAGACGUAGAUGCCGGUUAUGACAGUCCGGUUGCGUCUUCAAUAAAUGACAACGAAGAAGACUUUAUUGAAAAGUACAGUCCAAUGGCUAAGAGAUUUAAGGAUAACGAUUCGGGAUGUGAUGGCGACGUUGCAACAGAUUUAACUGAUGACGAAACAGAGGUGCAUCCUGAUGUGUUGGCUCCAUUUAUCCCACCACCUCCCAGUGAUACCCCCUUGUGUACUAAUGUGCCUUAUAAUAUGGAGUUCAUGGAGGAGAGUUUGAGUGAUGACGAUUUGUUAUGGGGCCAUGAUUCCUGGGAAAUAUACGACGCAGAAGCGGACACGCGCAGUGGAAAAGACCCGGAUAGUCUCAAUAUAAAGCGGACAUUGUCGACUCCGAAAUUUUCUUUGCUCGUAGACGAUCCGCCGUUGUUGAAGAAUUGCGAGGUUGAAAAAAGUGCACCUGUUUUGAAUCUACCUUUCUUGCAUGGUGACGAGUUUUGGUUUGAUGCCAAUCGGGGAAAUCGCUACGUUGUGUGACGUCAUGGUUCUUAUAUCAUCGUUAGGUUUUUGCUUCCGGCCACGAAAAGUUUCUAAUAUAAAUAUACUUGAACAAAGCUCGAUGAUUUGUCGGCAAUAAUGGUUGAAAAAAAGUUGAGAUUAUGAAGGAGAACUUGGUGGCCAAAACGAUACGAACUUUGUCGUUUGUAUCUAGUAAAUUUAAGCAGCUAAAUCUACGACAUUGUGUAGUUAGUUGUGGUCGUAUUUUUGUAGCAUAGUGAUUGUACGUAAUGACAGAAAGUUGGGAGUAGUAAAGAAAGUUUUUUUUGAUGA
This is a messenger RNA of Xenia sp. Carnegie-2017, 2413 nucleotides long. RefSeq names its product hypoxia-inducible factor 1-alpha-like. Gene Ontology annotation, cellular component: nucleus; cytoplasm; transcription regulator complex. Gene Ontology annotation, molecular function: RNA polymerase II transcription regulatory region sequence-specific DNA binding; protein dimerization activity; DNA-binding transcription factor activity, RNA polymerase II-specific. The transcript has 11 exons. NCBI's taxonomy places the organism in Eukaryota, Metazoa, Cnidaria, Anthozoa, Malacalcyonacea, Xeniidae. The coding region runs from base 284 to 2119 and encodes 611 amino acids. Gene Ontology annotation, biological process: regulation of transcription by RNA polymerase II. The record is from RefSeq and is a predicted model, not a curated record.